Molecule: messenger RNA, 5852 nt
Organism: Dicentrarchus labrax (European seabass)
Lineage: Eukaryota; Metazoa; Chordata; Actinopteri; Moronidae
Gene: tecpr1a
Product: tectonin beta-propeller repeat containing 1a
Exons: 24
Coding region: 174-3797 (1207 amino acids)
Cellular component (GO): membrane
Source: RefSeq, a predicted model, not a curated record
UCCUGUUUCACGUAGGAAAAGACAUUUGAUGUGGAAAAUCAGCUGGUACCAUACCCAAUAUGAUCUAGAAUCAGCUGUCACAGUCACUUCCACUUUCUGAAUGAACGGCGGUGACAUCCCACCUGCGCCUCUUCACGGUCCAUGAGAGGAAGCUCAAGGUUCCCAGUGCAACCAUGCCCGUCUCCCUGCUAUGGGCGGUGGAUGUGUACGGGCGGGUCUACAGCCUGUCCACGGCAGGGCAGCAGUGGGAGCAGUGCCGUGAUGCCCAGAUGGAGUUCAAGCGGGUGACGGCAGCUCAGCAGUGCUGCUGGGGCAUUGCCUGUGACAAUAACAUAUACCUGAAUGUCCACGCUUCAGACCUGCCGGUCCGCUACCAGGAAGAGACCUACGAGAAUCAACGAUGGAAUCCUGUCGAUGGUUUCUCGGAUCGUUUGUUGCCAAGCGACCGCUGGCAGUUGAGUGAUGUCACGGGUCUGCAACACCAACCUCUGGACAACUUCCGGCUUCCCUCCAGCAGCUGGGAGUGGGAGGGUGACUGGUACGUGGAUGAAAACUUUGAGGGAGAGCCCACAGAGAAAGAGGGGUGGAGCUACGCCAUUGACUUCCCUGCCACCUACACCAAAGACAAGAAGUGGAACUCCUGUGUCCGUCGCAGGCGAUGGCUCCGCUACAGGAGGUACAAAGCCAUGGAUACCUGGGCUAAGAUCCCCUCACAGCAGACGACUCUACCAGAUCCCUUCAGCGACAUCAGCUGUGGCGGUUGGGAGAUCAAUGAGGAGCCCAGAGGACGGCUGUCACUGUGGGCUGUGUCCCUGCAGGGCAAGGUGUGGUUCAGAGAGGGAAUCUAUCACCACAAUCCUGAAGGCUCUUUGUGGGAAGAGGUGCCUCUCCCUGGGGAGGUGGUCCAGAUCAGCUGUGGCCCAGGGGAUCUGGUCUGGGCGGUGCUGUGGGAGGGGCAACUCAUUGUCAGGGAGGGCAUCGGCCGAGACUGCCCCAAAGGUACCUCCUGGGCCAUGGUAGACUCUCCCAGUCCUGAUGUAGGAGCCACACAUGUAGCUGUGGGAGUCAAUGUUGUUUGGGCUUUGACCAAGGACAACAAAGUGUGGUUCAGACGCGGCGUGAACUCCCACAACCCCUGUGGCUCUGGCUGGAUCAGCAUGGUGGGAGAAAUGAUCAUGAUCAACGUAGGACUCAAUGAUCAGGUGUUGGCUAUCGGCAGUGAGGAUCGGGCGGUGUACUUCCGACAAGGUGUGACCUCUAGUGAACUGAGUGGGAAAACCUGGAAGGUCAUCAGCGUCCCCCGAGACGGAGACCGAUCCCACUCCAGUGCCAGUGCACACAGCCUGCAGAGUGCUGGAUGCUACUUCUGUGGAGAGGUGCGUGCUCAGUCACUAGUGAGUGAUGUGGAGUCAGACACAGAGAAAGGAUCUACUGAUGGAGCUAGCUGCAUCAUCACCUCUUCCUCCCCAGAGUCCUUUGUUGAUGCCCCCACAGAACACUCUGACCAACCUAUUGAGACCCCCAAAUCCCGCAUCCCCAAAGUCACCAGCGACAGCUUCAUCUCUGAACUCGUCUCUGACCGAGGACCAGGAAAGACCUCAAGAGAGGUAAGGUCUGCCGGCCCAGCUGUUCUGGAGGAGGAGACCAUACCUCUAGAAGGAGAGGUCAAAGCCCCAGAUGUUGGUGUAUCUCUUUCCCCCAGCCAGUCUGUAGGUCCUCUUGACCCCCAGUGGAGUAACGUGGAUCUGGAGGAGGCGCAGGGCCAGCAGGCCCAGACCGGAGCAGUGGUGGACACAGCUGACACCAGCAGCUUGUCAUCAGUGGCCACAUUCACUCUGGCCAUGGAGGACCCAUAUGGGGUAGAUGAGCACCCUAUGUGGGCGUGGGUCAGUGGAGGAGGCUGCUCUGUGGACAGUCACACCCAACUCAACUGGUUCAACUGUUCUAUGAACACCUCAUCUAUGGUCCAGUCAGUUCAGUCCAUGAGUCUGUCUGUCACCCCAGCCCAGACAGCAGCCUGGCGAAAACAAAUCUUUGAGCAACUCAGUGAGAGGACCAAAAGAGAGAUGGAUAAUUUCAGACAUUAUGAACAAGCCAUAGAACAGUCUGUGUGGGUGAAGAAGGGAACCAUGCAGUGGUGGAGAGACUGGAAGCCACACAAGUGGAUAGAUGUUCAUUUUGCUCUGGAGCAGUUCUCAGGACCAGAGGGCAACAAGGAUGGCAUCCUUUUCAUCUAUUACAACUUUUAUGAGGAGAAGAAGUACCUUCAUGCCUUCGUCAAUGAGGUCACUAUCCUGGUUCCUGUACUUAAUGACUCCAAACACAGUUUCGCCAUCUAUACUCCUGAGCGGACCAAACAGAGGUGGCCAAUCAGAUUGUCAGCUGCCACCGAGCUAGAGAUGCAUGAUUGGCUGGCGUUAUUGAGCGUGUCGUGCUGCGACUCCAGGGGGAUCCAAGGUCCUCCCUCCAAACAGGCCAUCUGGUCCAUCACCUGUAAAGGGGACAUCUUUGUCAGUGAGCCCUCUCUUAGUCUGGAGGCCAUGCCUUACCCCACACCAUGCGACCAGAUGUUCUGGCGGCAAGUUGGAGGUCACCUACGUGUGGUGGAGUGUAACAGUAUUGGCAUAGUGUGGGGGAUUGGAUACGACCACACUGCCUGGGUCUACACUGGGGGUUAUGGAGGAGGCUUCUUCCAGGGACUGGCCAGCAGCACAGAUAAUAUUUACACACAGGUGGAUGUCAAGAAUGUCUACAUAUAUGAGAACCAGAGAUGGAACCCUGUCACCGGCUACACCAACAGAGGGCUACCUACAGACCGCUACAUGUGGAGUGACGCAUCAGGACUACACGAGUGCACGAAAACAAAUAUGAAACCACCCUCCCCUCACUGGACGUGGGUAUCUGACUGGACUAUCGACUACAGCGUCUCUGGUGGGACGGACAAAGAAGGCUGGCAAUAUGCAGCUGAUUUUCCAGCGUCAUAUCAUGGCCAUAAAACGAUGAAGGACUUUGUGCGUCGCAGGCGAUGGGCCAGGAAGUGUAAACUGACCACCACAGGACCCUGGCAAGAAGUUCCGCCUAUACCCCUGAGUGAUGUAACCAUCCUGCCGUGUGCAGCUCAGAGCAGCGUGGAUGUGGUUCCUCUGUGGGCCAUCAGCAACAAGGGAGACGUGCUCUGCCGACUGGGAGUCACCGCACUGACACCUGCUGGAUCUUCGUGGCUCCACGUGGGAACUGACCAGCCUUUUAAGUCCAUCUCCAUCGGAGCUGCCAGCCAGGUUUGGGCCAUCGCCAGGGAUGGUUCUGCCUUUUACAGGGGAUCUGUCUCUUCACAGAGCCCAGCAGGAGACUGUUGGUACCACAUCCCCUCCCCAUCCAAACAGAAGUUGAAGCAGGUGUCUGUCGGGAGGACAUCAGUCUACACUGUAGAUGAAAAUGGUAACCUGUGGUACCGGCAGGGCGUAACCCCCAGCUACCCUCAGGGAUCCUCCUGGGAACACAUCUCUAAUAAUGUACGCAAGGUCUCCGCAGGUCCUCUGGACCAGGUGUGGAUCAUAGCGGACAAGGUGCAGGGCAGCCACAGUUUGAGCUGUGGAACGGUGUGCCAUCGACUCGGAGUGCAACCUCUGGAGCCUAAAGGACAGUCGUGGGACUAUGGCAUUGGGGGUGGAUGGGACCACAUCACAGUGAGAGGGAACUCCAUGGAGCCGCCCCGGGUCCAUCUUCCCUCUCUAACAGAGAGGACCCCCCUCCCUGUCAGGAACACGGAGAUCAACAGCAGUGCUGUGGGAUGCUAGACACACACACACACACACACACACACACACACACACACACACAUAGGCAGACACAUACUGUACAUAGAUAUCCUAAAUAUUGCCAUUGUAGUAAACCUUUGUAGAUAAUUCCACCCCAGACAGCCUUUAGUCUUCACGUCACUGCAGCUGUCGUAACAGAAAGAUUUUGGGGCAUUCAGAACAAUCUGAAAUGCUGAGCUGAAUUUGUCUCCUUCUGUCUGAAGACAACCUCUAGUCUUAUGGUGUGUAUGUUGUUCAUUUUACUAAACAUUCAUCUCCUUUGUACCAGCAUUUCUGUUAAUUCUGUUUGCCAUUGCUGUUUUUGUUUACUGACACUGAACUUGAUGGUCUUAAUGUAUUUUUCUUAUUUAUUCAUUAGAGUAUGAUGUUUGUGUGGUUUCUGUGUUUAGAUUAUCACAUGUAAGGUGAAGGCGGAAGGGAUGCUUUGAACAAAUGUGUUUUUUGAAAAGGGAAAAGAAAUAGUGUACUUUAAUGACAGCGGCUUAGCUGCUGAACUGUCAGCUCCAGGCCUGGUAUUGUGUAUAAAAUAAAAAGUUUAAUCUUAGCCUGUAGUCAACAGGUUGACACAUGUUCCAACAGAGUAAAGCCUGAUUACUCUGGAAACAGAAGAAUUGAUAACUGGAUAAUUCAGACAGGACAAUGUUUGAUCCAUGUCUGCUAGUCUACACUGGAAUAACGUUUAAACUACUGACUGUGGAAAAACAUGGAUAGCAUCUGUUUCUAAUUUCGUAGGUUUUUGAAAAGUUAUUGUUGCAACAAUGCUGCCAGUUGUUUUGAGGAAGAAAAUCUAAUUUAGGAUAAUAUGGUGAAACCUGUGUGAAGUAGAGUUUGAGGGCAAGAAGGCUGUUUAAAGGUCCAGUGUGUAACAUUCAGGAGGAUCUAUUUUCAGAAAUGGGUAUGCAAAGGUAUGUUUUCAUUAGCGUAUAAUCACCUAAAUACAGAAAUGAUUGUCUUUUUGUUACCUUAGAAUGAUGCUGUUUUUAUCUAUGGACACCGUGGGUCAACCAAACACUGGCUGUAUAUCGGGCCUUUCGUGUUUCGUGGUCACGGUACUUUCUCCUACACACUUAACAGCCUGUUCUCAUUCCCAGGUCAUUAAAUAGAGAUGAGCGCAGUGUUCAGUUAGUUGCAGUCUGCAACUUCACCACUAGAUGCCACUAAUUCUUACACACUGGUCCUCUAAUGGUACAAACAAGACCUUUUAACUUGUUAAAAAUAAAUAUUGACCCUAUAUUUCUUCAGGGAAUUUGGAGGUUUUCCAAUUAACUUCCAAUACAGUUAGAUUUUUGUUCUUAUUUAUAUUAUGGGGUUUUUUUUGGAGCCAGAACAUAGAAGCUGUAACAAGUCCUGCACUGGCUUUAUUUACCUGUCGUAGAGUGAUGUUUUAUAAAGAUUUUAAUGUUGUUUUCUAAAAUAUGGUGUCAUUCUUCUGUUGCUGUCAUGGAGCAUGUGCAAUGGUUAGCAAUGUAAAUAAGUUGGAAAUUAUGAAUUACUUGUAAAAGUCUUGUGGUAAAAUGCUAAAACUGAACCUUCCUCUUUCUCAGGAGAAUGUUUGCAUUUGCACACCGCCUACUUCCUUUGGCCUGAUGGUAGAAUGACUGAGCAGGGAGAAAAAAAAACGUUAAAAGAACACUAUAUUUUUGUUAUAAGUCUGUAAGAUAUUAUUAUUAUACAGUAAGUAUUGUGGUAAUAUAUAAGAUGAAGUCGUGUUUGUACAUUGAACAAAGAGCAAUGUAUUAAAAAAGACAUAUUUCCAUUAAGACAUAUUCAUUACCACAUACACUGAUGAAUUGCAUCUGUUCAGGCAUUAAUUUAUGUUAACGGCUGCCUAAAUUACCCCAUAUUUUCAAAAUAUGAUGCAGCAUUUGGAAAUGUUGAAAGUGUACAGAGCUAUGUCUGUAUUAUCUGUGAAUAACUGUUACUGUAACACAUCAGUGCUGUUGACAUUGUGGAGUACAUUUCUUAAGUGUUGUGCAUGGUCAAAAUAACAGUCCUUGUCAAUAAAUAAAUGUUUAUUGAUAAUAACUCUUCAAA